UUGAUCAAACCACCAGAACAACCGCCAUGGUUCAAGCAAGUUCUUAUCGAAGAAGAAAGACCAGACAUUGUUGCAAAAUUCGGAAAAAAUCUUGACGUUGACGAGGCAGAACUGCUAGAUGUAUUUCUCAGAAGUGGUGAAGAAUUAGUGCCCGGCGAUCUUGUAAUAACCGACGAUAACCUCGACGAAGACUCUCGCGAAUAUUCGAGAUACGAAGUACUCACAAAAUAUAACGAAGGCCGAUACUCAGCCAUUUAUAUAGUUGCAAAGCAGACUUGUACAGACAACGAAGAAGUAUUGGAUAAAUCUUUGUAUGCAAUGAAAGUAGGACUCAGAAAAGAAAGCGAAAACACCAAGCUUAGAUUCAAGAGAGAACUGGCAGUGUUGCGAGAACUCAGAGGUGCUGGUGUUUUGCACACCCCA
Molecule: messenger RNA, 423 nt
Organism: Cylicocyclus nassatus
Lineage: Eukaryota; Metazoa; Nematoda; Chromadorea; Rhabditida; Strongylidae
Source: the annotation of a GenBank genome assembly